GCUGAUACUGAGGUUUAAUGAGUAGGUUCAUGAUGCACGUCACCACUGCCUGUCUUUUAACUUUUUUUCUUUACAUUUCUAUUGGUAAAGUUCAUGCAGAAGAUGACUAUAACUAUGACUAUGAUGAUCAUAAGUGCAAUAAGACAGAAUCCAUAAUUGGAGGUACAGUACAAUACUCCAAAGACGGUAGUGAAGUAACCUACAACUGCAAUGAUGGCUUUACACCCUUUCCAAUUUCCAAAAAGGUCUGCAACUCUAAAGGAAAAUGGGAGCCAGAAAUAUCCAGGGUGAUAUGUGAAGAAGAAUCAGAUUAUGAUGAUAUUAAUGAACCCCAAAAGAACUGCUCUGUAGCAGAAACUAUAAAAGGAGGCAGUGUUUCCUACUCAAAUGGAGGCUUGGAAGGCAGCGUGCUGACAUACCAUUGUAAUUUUGGAUACUACCCGUAUCCUGUCAGCAAGAGAGUUUGUAACCCCGGAGGGGAGUGGUUAAUCAGGGUGUCUACUGCCACAUGCAAAGACAUUCUCUGUCCAGCACAGCUUCAGCUGGAUAAUGGCCAAUUUUGGCCACGUAAACAGUGGUUUAAAAUCGGAGAAGAGCAGGAAUUCUCAUGCAGGGAUGGAUUGAAGUUGUCAGGUUCAGCCAAGCGGAACUGCACUGAAUCGGGCCACUGGACUGGUACCCUUCCACUGUGCAUUGAAGAAUCUGUUGGCUGCAGAGAUCCAGGGAUUCCACCUGGAGCUACACGCUCUGGAGCCCACUUUCGGAUCGGUGACCAAGUGAAAUACCGUUGCCAGUCUGGCAUGGAAUUACUGGGGUCUGAAGUAAGAGUGUGUCUGGAUUCAAAAGAAUGGAGUGGUUCUGAUCCACGUUGCCAGGCCCCCUAUAUAUUUGAUUCACCAGCAAGUGUGGCUCAAGCCAUGGAUGGUUCGUUAUCUGCUGUAAUGGAUGUUUCAUCCCCAGAGUUCAAAAAGAAAGGCCCAGAUUUCGGAAGAACCUUGAAAGUGGCAGAUGGUCGACUCAACAUUUUUAUUCUAAUGGACACAUCAGGAAGCAUUAAAAAGGAGGAUUUUGAGAAGGCAAAGCAGGCCACUGCUAGCUUAAUACGCAAGUUGAGUAGUUAUGAUGUUGAAAUGAAGUUUGAUAUCAUUUCCUAUGCCAGUGAGCCCUACGACAUCAUAACGGUUUUGGAUGACUUCAGUGACCAGACAGAUGUGGUUUUGGCGAGAUUAAAUUCGUUUAAUCAUGAAGGACAUGGGGAAAAGACUGGCACGAAUCUCUUUAAAGCCCUUAAAUCUGUGCAUGACAGACUUUCCUUCCUCAAGGCAAACAACAAACGUCGCUUCAGUGAAACUCAGAAUGUCAUUCUCAUUGAGACUGAUGGCUUUGCCAACAUGGGAGGUGACCCAGGUCAUUAUCUGCGUUUGAUCCGUGAACUCUUGGGCUACAAAAUAUCUACAGAUAACUCACAUGAGGAUCUUCUUGAUGUCUAUGUGUUUGGCAUUGGGACAAACAUUAAGAAGUCUGAGCUGCAACGUCUAGCUUCCAAUAAAAUAAGAGAACAUCAUCUCUUUAUCCUUAAGAAUUAUGUGGAUCUUGGGGUAGUGUUUAAUAAGAUGAUCAAUGACUCAGCCGUAACCAAAUGUGGGGUGGCCCACGAGCUGGUUAUUCCAAAAACUGAUGAUAAUGCUAAGCAUGAGCGUUGGGAUACCAGGCCUUGGCAUGUCUCUAUUAAUUGGCGAACAAAGCCAUGCCAGGGCUCUAUUUUGACUGAGAACUGGGUCAUCACAGCUGCACACUGUCUGAUGAAACUGAAUAAUGGUUUUGUGGAAAGGGCCGAUGCCAGUGACGUGGAGAUUAAUCAUGGUGGAGGAAAAGUAUGUGCUGGUUCGCUAUUUGAACACCCAGAAUUUAAUGUCACAAAACUCAUGGACAGGAACAUCAACGAGUUUUAUGACUAUGAUGUCGCACUCAUUAAACUGAACAGCAGCAUUAAGCUUUCCUCUAAGGCAAGACCCAUUUGUUUGCCAUGCACCAAAGCUUCAAAUCGUGCUCUCAAGAUGAGUCCUGAAUCUACUUGCAAGAAUCAUGAAAGUGCCUUGCUUGAUCAGCAGCAGACUCAAGCCUACUUUUUGCAACAGGGGAAAUCCCGAAAGUCGACUCAUAUCCAGACUGGAAAAAAGAGAGAGGGUUGCAUUGAGCAGUAUAGGCCACUCUUGGCGGACAACAACCUGGUGCCUUUGACUGACGUGAUCACAGACAGGUUCCUGUGUACUGGAGGAUCAGAGAAAUUCAAGGAUUAUAUUACCUGCAAAGGAGACUCUGGAGGCUCCCUCUUUCUUCGUAAGGGAAUGCGUUAUUUCCAGGUGGGAGUCGUGAGCUGGGGCACUAAAGCAGUGUGCGAGUCACAAACCCUGAAUAUUCCUGAACCUCCUGUGGAUGCCCGAGAUUUCCACAUCAAUGUGUUCUCCAUUAUGCCUUGGCUUAAAGAACACCUGGGCAAAGAACUGGACUUCCUGGAAAGCGAGAAAGUUUAACAACAAUUCAAAUAUAACCUGCUUUGGUAUCAUAAGACACAGGAAAAGUAUAAUAAGGUAUAAUUUGCCAAUGUGUCAUUUUUUUAUUAUUAUUUAGCUAAACUACUAAUUAAACAUUCAUUUUGUCUUAACUAUUAAUGUUAUAUAUUCAUAUUUUGUUGUGCUCAAUCUGUGUUUUAUAAUUAAUCAGCAUUUUUGAACAUUUCUAGAGCACAAAUUUCUUAUGUAGGAAUAAAUGGCUAUUUUCGUGAGCAUUUACAUUACAUAACAUGCAUUCAGUUUUGCCUUAUGUUUAAUUUUUGGUGCAUGCCUAAUAAUGUAGCCUAUGGCAUAGCCUUUCUAACAAGACUUUUGCAGAUGCUUAAAAAUUAGUUAUGUAUCUAAUUUGUAAUAAAUAGGGGUGUAAUGAUACCUUA
Molecule: messenger RNA, 2950 nt
Organism: Clarias gariepinus (North African catfish)
Lineage: Eukaryota; Metazoa; Chordata; Actinopteri; Siluriformes; Clariidae
Product: complement C2
Exons: 19
Coding region: 18-2534 (838 amino acids)
Biological process (GO): proteolysis; complement activation
Cellular component (GO): extracellular region
Molecular function (GO): serine-type endopeptidase activity
Source: RefSeq, a predicted model, not a curated record